UAUUAUCUAAAUCUCUCUUCCUACUUAGUUUCCGUUUCUCUUCGUUUCCCAAACUUUCUUAACUCUCUUUUCAUAACCCAGAACUAUUUAAUUGACCCUCAGUUAAUUUCUCCUUCACUCCCUAGUCGACUAGUCCGUUGGGUCGGCCAUUGAUAUUUUUAUUUGCAGUACGACUUAUUCUUUUUAUCAUAGAGUGGACCGGCCGAGUCUAACUAUUGUGUAAGUAAAUGGAGGCCCAAUUAUGUAUUCAAGAGUUUAAUCUAUAUCCUAUCCAAAAAGAUAUAGAUUAAGAAUUUGUUAGAAGUCGUAUUUGAAAAAGUAAAUAAGUGAUUCGUAAAAGUUACUGUUAAUUAGAGAGACUGGAGCAGAUGCUCUUAGCAAGGGAAAGUGAAAGUUUAGAGAUCGAGAGAGAAUUUUGACGCAAAGAAAGUUUAGGAGUCUAGAGUGAUUUUCUAGAGAGAGAAGAUGAGUUCAUUUGAAAAAGUGAAAGUUUUCAUUUGCAGGAGGGGGAGAGAGAGAGAUUUCAAGUUUAUUAGUAAGGAAAAGUAAAAGAUUUGAGCUGAAUUUUUGGUCUGAUUGGUUUAUGGUUUGAAAUGAGUGCCGAGUUCGGGAAAAUCAUCGGUAUUGGAGAGUAUUGUAGGGCUUGACUUUCUUCCAAGAGGAUCAGGGAUUGGCACAGGCGGCCUUUGGUGUUGCAGCUUCACAAGAUGGAUGAAGGAACGCAAGAGUAUGUCGACUUCCUUCACAUCCUGAGGAGGAAAUUCUCUGAUUUUGUUGUCAACUUAUCCCUGAUUGAUCUACCGGGUUUCACAAAAGUUGUUGUUGAGGGACAACCUGAAAGUAUUGUUGAAGAUAUUGAAAAUAUGGUUCGAACUUAUAUUGAGAAGCCUAAUUGUAUCAUACUCGCAAUAUCGUCAGCCAAUCAAGAUGUUGCGACAUCAGAUGCUAUCAAACUUGCUAGGGAAGUGGAUGCUACUGGAGAGAGGACAUUUGGUGUGUUGACAAAGUUGGAUUCGAUGGACAAAGGAACUAAUGCAUUGGAUGUUAUUGAAGGAAGAUCGUAUCGUUUGCAUCAUCCUUGGGUUGGAAUUGUUAACCGUUCCCAGGCUGACAUCAAUAAAAAUGUUGACAUAUUAGUUGCGAGGUGCAAGGAGUGGGAGUACUUUGCAACCAGUCCUGACUCUGGACACUUAGCCAGUAAAAUGGGUUCAGAGUGUCUUGCAAAACUUCUCUCAAAGCACCUGGAGUCUGUAAUUUGGGCUCAGAUUUCAAGUAUAACAUCUCUAAUUAAUAAAAGCAUUGAGGAACUUGAGUCGGAGAUGGAUCAUCAUGGUAGACCUAUUGCCGUUGAUGCUGGGGACCAUUUGUACACUAUCUUGGAACUUUGCCAUGCAUUCGACCGGAUUUUCAAGGUGGCCUGGAGGUGAUCAAAUUUAUGGAGUCUUUGACAACCACUGCUUUAAGGAAGCUUCCAUUUGAUAGGCAUCUUUCAAGGGCCUGACCACCACCACCAGCUGCUUGAGGGACCCCUGAGCAAGGUUACUGGCGCCUAAUUGAGGGAUCACUCAGCUAUUUUAGAGGUCCCACUGAAGCUUCUGUGGAUGCUAUAAGUUGUCAUGUUUUUCGUACUUUUUGUUUGUCAAGUUUCUUCUGGAAUGCAUUUCCAAGACUGCAGUAAGUAGUCAGAAUCAAAUUGGUAAAACUGAUCUAGCUCUUGUAGUGUAGGUUCACUUUGUUUUAAAAGAACUCAUGAGGAAACCAAAAGCGGAAACUCAGGUGAAUUUUCAGUGAAACUUAUGAUUAGUAUUAUUUCCUUUAUUUAAGUAUUGAUGUUUAUUCAAUGAGAAAUAGGAUUUAUAUUGAUGUUUAUGACCAUAUAAGAGUUGAAGCGCUUUCCAACUCUACAAGCUGAAAUAGCUGCUGCUGCUGGUGAGAGGCCCUUGAAAGGUUCCGUGAAGAAAGUAAGACGACAGUUGUUCUAUUAUUGGACAUGGAAUCUUCAUAUUUGACUGGAUUUCUUAGAAGACUACCCCAAGAGGUGGAGAAGGGAGGAAACCCGGCAGGGCCAGUCGGCACACCUAUAGACCGGUACACAAAGGGGCACUGUAGGAGGAUAGGCUCAAAUGUGUCCUCUUUUAUGUGGGCAUGGUGUCCGAGACACUUAAGACCACAAUUCCCAAGGCUGUAAUCAUUGCUAGAUAUUAGAUGUUGUAUUGAUUAAACUCUAUGAUACAAAUAACAUGCCUUUAUUUCAAGCUAAGCAGCC
This is a messenger RNA of Quercus lobata, 2266 nucleotides long. Its product is annotated as dynamin-related protein 1E-like. The record is from RefSeq and is a predicted model, not a curated record. Gene Ontology annotation, molecular function: microtubule binding; GTP binding; GTPase activity. The coding region runs from base 708 to 1427 and encodes 239 amino acids. The transcript is spliced from 10 exons. Gene Ontology annotation, cellular component: membrane; cytoplasm; microtubule. Lineage: Eukaryota; Viridiplantae; Streptophyta; Magnoliopsida; Fagales; Fagaceae.